This is a messenger RNA of Neltuma alba, 2973 nucleotides long. RefSeq lists its product as uncharacterized. Gene Ontology annotation, cellular component: cytoplasm. The coding region runs from base 187 to 2973 and encodes 928 amino acids. The transcript is spliced from 12 exons. Lineage: Eukaryota; Viridiplantae; Streptophyta; Magnoliopsida; Fabales; Fabaceae. The record is from RefSeq and is a predicted model, not a curated record.
GGGGCAGUGGCGGGAGAAGAGAACCCGGGGAAACCUUUUCCCGGCUAUAUAAAACUCUGACCUCUUCAUGAAAAGCUGCGCACUGCUUGGUUCGAACUGAAAGAUUUCAUUUUUGGACCGAAAUAAUCGCUCAGAUUUUCCAUUGUUACAUUUACAAUCCACUGGAAGCGAAAAAUAGUGCUUCCGAUGGAAGAUAUUGGGAAAAUGAUUGGAGAUUUGAGCUUAGGAGAAUUAGUAGAGGGCCAGCAAGGUGAGGCACUCAGAAGCAGUGCCUUCCUACGGUUAAAAUCUUACUGUUUAGAGCUUCUGGAGCUUGUGCGGAACCCCAAGAAGCAUGCUUCUGUAAUUCCUUCGCUUCGUCACUUUCUUCAGAAUUCUUCAUCCAGUACCUUACAGCCCUUCUUCGAUUACACUUUGUUCCCAUUACUUUUGCUCCUGGAUGCUGCCAUUGAAUGCAGAUCUACGCCAAAAGUAGGUUCUAAAGAAAAUUUUACAACGUCUGAUGUACCAAAACCACCUAAUCCAGUGAGUGAUACUGUGGCAGAAGGCGUUGUUUGUUGUUUAGAGGAACUUCUGAAGAAGUGUCAUUUGAAAUCUGUGGAUCAGAUGGUUGUAGUCCUAAAGAAAUUAACAUACGGGGCUUUGCUUUCACCACUUGAGGCUUCGGAGGAGUUUCGUGAAGGAAUUAUCUUGUGUUUCAGGGCACUGCUUCUGAGUUUACAAUCCUGUUCUGAUGAGUCGUGCUCAUGCGAACAAAUUCCUGGUUUUCCUGCACUUUCAGAGGACACAGAUGAUACGCCUCAUUGGAAAUCUUCCAAAACUACUGCAGAAUCAGAAGUCUGUUUACUUGCUUUUCUUCGCUCUCAAGAUGCAUCAGCAGCCAUUGGACACUGGCUGUCUCUUCUUCUAAAAGCUGCAGAUACAGAGGCUGCAAGAGGACAUCGAGGCUCUGCAAGACUGAGAACUGAAGCCUUUAGAACUCUCCGCUUGCUGGUUGCUAAGGUCGGUACUGCAGAUGCAUUAGCCUUCUUUUUACCUGGUGUUGUUAGUCAAUUUGCCAAAGUUUUGCACAGUGCUAAAACGAUGAUGAGUGGUGCGGCUGGUAGUGCAGAGGCUAUUGAUCAAGCAAUUAGAGGGUUGACUGAGUAUCUUAUGAUAGUCCUCAGGGAUGAUGCUAAUGCACCUGUCAUGGGUGUUGAAGCUUCAUCUAACUUUGGUUCUGAUAACUGUGAAUCCACUGUGUCUCUUUUGGAGGAGCUCCGUCGCUUGCCUGUUAAAGCUCAACUUCAAAAUGAAGUGAUUGAAGAUACAAGGCAUGAGUUGGGGGAAAUCCCUUGUUCAAACACUGAACUACAAGAAAAGAGUGGUGAUUGUAGCAAAGCUAUUGGAUCUUUGCAUGUGAAUCGAACAAAAGAUUGGUUGGAGAAAACAUCAGCUCAUUUAAAGAAGCUGUUGAACGUAACAUUUCCACAUAUCUGUAUUCACCCUUCACAAAAGGUGAGAAAGGGACUUGUUAAUGCUGUACAAGGACUUCUAUUGAACUGCCACUACACUCUGGGAGAGAGUAGACUGAUGCUUUUGGAGUGCUUAUGUGCUUUGGUAGUUGAUGAUUCUGAUGAUGUAUCUUCUACUGCACAAGAGUAUCUUGAAUAUUUAUUCUCUCUAAACUGGAAGCCUCUUCUAGAACAGGAUGCUUCUGAAAUAUUUAGCAGGCAUGUUGAAAAGCUUCCCAAAGUGGUGCUUGGCAAUGAGGAGUCCCAUGCAGUGUUGAAUGCGCAACAGUUAUUAGUGAUAAUAUAUUAUUCUGGUCCUCGUCUAAUGUUCGAUCAACUUCAGUCUCCUGUGGGAGCUGCUAGAUUCCUGGAUGUAUUUGCCGCAUGUCUAAGCCAUAGAUCAGAGUUCUCUGGUUCACUUGACAAAAUCAUUUCAAGAUCAUCAACAUUGGCGUACCUACCCUCUGUUGAUGACUUGAAAUCUGGUGUUAAUUUCUUAUGUCCUGGUCUUCCUAUUAUGAAUGCUGGCUUGUUGGAAGCUCCAAAGUACAGCCUUAUUGAGGAAAAUAAUAGACAAAAACCUAUGAAAGCAGAGGGCUAUGAGCUUCCUCGUAUGCCCCCUUGGUUCAGUAAUGUGGGUAGUGUUAAACUAUACCAGCCUCUUGCUGGGAUUCUCAGACUUGUUGGAUUAUCUUUAAUGGCAGAUAGUAGAAGUGAGGGGCUUCUGUCAUAUAUAACUGAGACUCUACUUGGUCACAUUCGUAAAUUGGUUUCUGAACUCCGUAUGAAAGAUUACAAUAAAGAAAGCUGGCGAUCUUGGUAUGAGAGAACUGGUUCAGGACAGUUAUUGCGGAAAGCAAGCACAGCUGCAUGUAUGCUCAACGAGAUAAUGUUUGGUCGAUCUGAUCAAGCUAUUAAUGGUUUUGCUAGAGUGUUUCAUAGAUCUGCUACGAAAAGGGAAGGCAUUGAGGUCCAGUCUUUCAAACUUGAUUGUUCACUUCAUGAAUCUGUUUGGAAGAUGCUACAUGAUGAAGGUGCAAGAAGUCAUUUAAUGGAUUGCAUUGGUGGGAUCUUGCAUGAGUAUUUAUCUGCUGAAGUUUGGGGUAUUCCAGUCAACUACAGAUCUGUGGACAUGCAUCUUAAUGCUGAAGACGACGAACCUAGCCCAUACCUUUUCCAGGACGCUGCGAUGCUACACGAGGUUAUUAUUGAUGGACUAGGAAUCUUCAAUCUAUGUCUUGGAAGAGAUUUUGCUGCAAGUGGGUUUCUUCAUUCAUCUCUUUAUUUGUUGCUUGAGAAUCUCAGUUCUCCAAGUUUCCAAGUUAGAAACGCUGCAGACUGUGCCUUGCAUAUACUUUCCACCACAUAUGGCUAUUCAACGGUUGGACAUCUAGUUCUGGAAAAUGCAGACUAUGUCAUUGAUUCAGUAUGCCGACAGUUGCGUCAUUUGGACCUUAACCAUCAGUGCCAAAUGUGCUAG